GGGGGAGAGGUGUGUGUGUAGCUGAGGGGGGUUAGAGCAAACCAAUGGCUGCUUAGCAAUCACUGAAGGGAAGCUUAGACCUGCCCCUCUCCUGGUGACGCCUUCAAUGCCCCAGGCACACAUAGCUCAGGAGCAGCUAAACUAUCACUUUUUCAUUCCAGAGAGAGAGAGAGAGGGAGCGAGACACAGAGAGAAGGAAAAGCUGGAUUUAGGGAAAGGAGAGGGGGAAAGAUGGGGGAUCUGCCAGAGGGAUAUUAGAAACACAGAGAGAAGGAAAAAGAUAUUAGUGAGUUGGGUAAGAGAAGGACGGGAAAGGGGAUACUAAGGGGUAAUAAAAAAAGGAAGGAAACAUAUAGAAAGGAAGAAGAGAAAACAUCUUAGGAAAGGUGGCAGACAACAGAGCCGUGAUACAGAGACAUUCCCAUCAUUUGUCUGCUGGAACUUCUACACAGAGCCAACACAUAAGGUUUCCCAUGAUGUGGCAUCUCCUAGUAUGGACUAUUCUGCUUGCCAAUGCCCGAGUGAUGAAAGCUGAAGGUUGCCCAGCUGGCUGCCAGUGCAAUCCGCCACAGAAUGUGUUCUGCCUGGAACGCAAGAACUCAAACUUCCCACCUGGUGUGCCACCAGACACUCUCAAUCUGUAUGUAUUUGAGAAUGGCAUCAGUUCCAUUGAGGAGAGCAGUUUUAUUGGGCUGAAUGGUUUGCAUCUCCUAGACCUCUCCCAUAACCAACUAUCUAGUCUUCCAGAGGGAGUAUUUAGGAGCUUGACCAAUCUGAGCAAUCUGGAGCUUACAUCCAACCAGCUGACAGAGAUCUCGGCAGACACCUUUCAGGGUCUGAGUCGGCUGGAAAGGCUGUACCUCAAUGGGAACCGCAUCCGCAACAUUCACCCAGAUGCUUUUAAGGGCCUCGAAAGUCUGCUGGAACUCAAGUUAAGCAACAACCAACUGAUAACACCUCCAGCCUUUUCUUUGCCCCAUCUCUUGCUCCUUGAUCUGAGUUACAAUGCAAUUCCUGUCAUCCAACCAGGGGUCUUUAAUGCAGACAACAUUGAGACUCUUCGUCUUGCUGGUCUUGGUUUGAAAGAUAUAUCAGAAGAAUUGCUGAUUGGCCUCAAGAACCUUCAUGACCUUGACCUGUCCGACAACCAGCUGGACAAAGUACCUCCCGGGCUGCAUGGAUUGACAAAGCUAAGCAUUGCUGGUAAUUUUGGAUUCUCUCAGAUCCAAGUGGAUGACCUUGUAAACCUUCCUGCACUACAAGAGCUAGAUUUAAGUGGGCUCAGCUUACGUACCCUACCAAAGGGUUUAUUUAAGUCUUCCAAACGCCUUCGGACUAUAAGCCUGGCAGAAAAUCCAUUCAACUGUGUUUGCUCGCUAGGCUGGUUAUCUGAAUGGAUGCGUGUUAGUGGAGUGGUACUACUGCGGCCGGAUGAAACUCGCUGCCAUUUUCCUCCUAAAAAUGCCGGCAAGACAUUGAGACAGUUGCGGGAUUCUGAAUAUGGAUGCCCAGCACCAACAACUAUUCAUAUGCCAACAACAAUGGCACCAAGCACCACCACUGGGCCACCUAUAACCACUAAGCCCUUGCAGACAGAAGCCCCAACUACUGCCUCAACAACAACUACCACCAUACUUUAUCAGGAGCAGGAAGAAGAUACUGAACCAUUUCCAUUUGACUUUGAAGACCCUUUGUGCCCACCUCAGACUUGUCUGAAUGGGGGUUCUUGCCACCUAGAUCAUACUGGCCAACUGGAAUGUGAAUGCCCACCUGGAUUCCAAGGCACCUACUGUGAGACUGGUCCAGUCACGCCAGCUGUGCUUACAGAAAUAAACACAGAACAGGUGAAAAUCAUUGAAGUGACAGUUAGCUCUAUCCAAGUUGAUCUUCAGAGUUACAGCCAAAACAAAGAAAGACUAGGGGGAAUCCGAUUAACUGUACGUAAUCUGUAUGGUGCAGACCACCGGCCUCAGAUAUAUAAUUUACCGCCUACUCUGCCUGAAUAUACAGUAUGGGGAUUGUCCCCCAACAGUACCUACUGGCUUUGCCUGGGGUCACAGGGUGAGGGAGGUUCAGAAGAUGAUCUGUGCACUGAAAUUCACACUUUAGGAGAACCUCCAAAGCACAGCCCCCAAGUCACCCCCUCUCAAGAAGGAAACCUUACCCUGGUGCUCGUGCCUGCGGUGGCUGCAGGAAUCCUUCUGUCUGUAGCAGUUGCAGCUGCAGCUUGCUAUGCUAGAAGACGUCAGGUGAAGGGACACUCUGUUGAGGAUGGUGGUCCUCUAGAAAUGGAUGGAGUAAAAAAAGGACUGGAUAGCAUGGGGGAAAUCAAAAAACUGUCAGAGGGUCCACCAGGGUCUGAAAAAAAUAUUGCAGAAUCAGAGGAGCCUCUAAUGGAAUCAACAAGGAUUGGGAACAAUAAUGAUGUACCCACAGGCAGGCUCCCUCAUUCAUAUUUCUAAUCAAGGCACAGAUAUGGUGACUGUGAAAGACUUUGUGGUCUGUAUACACUCUCAGUCAUAAGACGACUGGACUAUGAAAAGAGCUUAAUGCACAGCAUUGAAAAGUGCAACAACUGCUUUCUUAUCUUUGGUCAAGAGUUAUAGAAAGUGAGCCUGAAGUGCUUAUGUACUGCUUGGGGUGACAGUAUUACACAUGCUACCACUUGGAGAGGCAAAGAAGUCCAAGAGAUAGCUAGUCACAGACUCUAAACAUUAAGGAAGAGUUGGUCUUUUUUUUCAGACUGAUACCCUACUAAGUUUGGAGAGACUGUAGGGAUUGAUUUAGGCUGGACCUGUGAAGGGGAAAAGUCAGGUUUUGAUCGGGCCUGGAAUUUAAGGCUCCUACUGCUGGACAAGAUGGGGCCUUUUGGUAAUGUUUCAUUCCAGGAUGCAAAAUUGGGCACAAUUUAAUAAAUAAAGACUUUCUUACAA
Messenger RNA from Xenopus laevis (African clawed frog), 2933 nucleotides. RefSeq names its product vasorin S homeolog (gene vasn.S). The transcript is spliced from 2 exons. Gene Ontology annotation, cellular component: plasma membrane; membrane. The record is from RefSeq and is a predicted model, not a curated record. NCBI's taxonomy places the organism in Eukaryota, Metazoa, Chordata, Amphibia, Anura, Pipidae. Bases 474 to 2462 code for a protein of 662 amino acids.